CUUUGGCAUAGAUUUGCCUACUUUUUCAACUAUAAAAAUAAGGAGUGCUAACUGUAUGUUAUAAUUUUAUGAAAGAGUUUAAGAAUAAAAAGCUCUUUUCUUUCUCUUUUAGAGUAAGCCAUAUGAGAAGAAAUGAGCCUUUCAUUUUGUGGUAACAACAUUUCUUCAUAUAAUAUCUAUGAUGGGGUAUUACAAAAUCCCUGCUUUGUGGAUGCACUCAACCUGGUCCCUCAUGUCUUCCUGUUGUUUAUCACUUUCCCAAUCUUGUUUAUUGGAUGGGGAAGCCAGAGCUCAAAAGUACAAAUUCAUCACAACACAUGGCUCCAUUUUCCUGGACAUAACCUGAGAUGGAUUCUUACCUUCGCGCUCCUGUUUGUGCAUGUUUGUGAAAUAGCCGAAGGCAUUGUUUCAGAUUCGCGGCGGGAGUCGAGACACCUCCACCUCUUCAUGCCUGCCGUAAUGGGAUUUGUUGCUACUACAACGUCAAUAGUAUAUUAUCAUAAUAUUGAAACAUCCAAUUUUCCUAAAUUACUUUUAGCUCUGUUUCUGUACUGGGUAAUGGCAUUUAUUACAAAGACCAUAAAAUUGGUCAAGUACUGGCAGUCUGGUUGGGGAAUAUCCGACCUGCGUUUCUGCAUCACAGGCAUGAUGGUCAUCUUGAAUGGACUCCUGAUGGCUGUGGAGAUCAACGUCAUUCGAGUCAGAAGAUAUGUAUUCUUCAUGCAUCCUCAGAAGGUAAAGCCUCCUGAAGACCUCCAGGAUCUGGGUGUGAGAUUUCUUCAACCAUUUGUGAAUUUACUGUCAAAGGCAACAUACUGGUGGAUGAACACACUUAUUAUAUCAGCUCAUAAAAAGCCUAUUGAUCUGAAGGCAAUUGGAAAAUUACCGAUAGCAAUGAGGGCAGUAACAAAUUAUGUUUGCCUGAAGGAUGCUUAUGAAGAGCAAAAGAAAAAAGUAGCAGAUCAUCCAAAUCGGACUCCAUCUAUAUGGCUAGCGAUGUACAGAGCUUUUGGGCGACCGAUUCUACUUAGUAGCACAUUCCGUUAUCUGGCUGACCUGCUGGGUUUUGCUGGACCUCUCUGUAUUUCUGGAAUAGUUCAGCGUGUGAACGAAACCCAGAAUGGGACAAAUAACACAACAGGAAUUUCAGAAACCCUCUCAUCAAAGGAAUUUCUUGAAAAUGCUUAUGUUCUAGCAGUUCUUCUCUUUUUGGCCCUUAUUCUGCAAAGGACGUUUUUGCAAGCUUCCUACUAUGUGACCAUAGAAACUGGCAUUAACCUCCGUGGAGCUCUGCUGGCCAUGAUAUAUAAUAAAAUCCUUAGACUCUCUACAUCUAACUUAUCCAUGGGUGAGAUGACCCUGGGACAGAUCAAUAACUUGGUUGCCAUUGAAACCAAUCAACUCAUGUGGUUUUUGUUCCUGUGUCCAAAUCUAUGGGCUAUGCCUGUUCAGAUCAUAAUGGGAGUGAUUCUGCUCUACAAUUUACUUGGAUCCAGCGCAUUGGUUGGUGCAGCUGUCAUUGUGCUCCUUGCGCCAAUUCAGUACUUCAUCGCUACGAAGUUGGCAGAAGCUCAGAAGAGCACUCUUGAUUAUUCCACUGAGAGACUGAAGAAAACAAAUGAAAUAUUGAAAGGCAUCAAACUUCUAAAGUUGUAUGCCUGGGAGCACAUUUUCUGCAAAAGUGUGGAAGAAACAAGAAUGAAAGAACUAUCCAGUCUCAAAACCUUUGCACUUUAUACCUCACUCUCCAUCUUCAUGAAUGCAGCAAUUCCCAUAGCAGCUGUUCUUGCUACGUUUGUGACCCAUGCAUAUGCCAGUGGGAACAAUCUAAAACCUGCAGAGGCCUUUGCUUCGCUGUCCCUCUUUCAUAUCCUGGUCACACCUCUGUUCCUGCUCUCCACAGUGGUCAGAUUCGCAGUGAAAGCCAUCAUAAGUGUUCAAAAGCUGAACGAGUUUCUCUUGAGUGAUGAGAUUGGUGAUGACAGCUGGCGAACCGGUGAAGGUUCUCUUCCUUUUGAGUCCUGUAAGAAACACACGGCAGUCCAGCCAAAAACUAUAAACAGGAAGCAGCCUGGAAGAUAUCACCUGGACAGCUAUGAACAAUCAACACGACGUCUACGUCCUUUAGAGACAGAGGAUAUUGCAAUAAAGGUCACAAAUGGAUACUUUUCUUGGGGCAGUGGUUUAGCUACAUUAUCCAAUAUAGAUAUUCGAAUUCCAACAGGUCAGUUAACCAUGAUUGUGGGCCAAGUUGGAUGUGGGAAGUCCUCUCUUCUCCUUGCCAUCCUUGGUGAAAUGCAGACGCUGGAAGGAAAAGUUCACUGGAGCAAUGUAAAUGAAACUGAACCUUCUUUUGAAGCAACCAGAAGUAGGAACAGAUACUCUGUGGCUUAUGCAGCUCAGAAGCCUUGGCUAUUAAAUGCUACAGUUGAAGAAAAUAUUACCUUUGGAAGUCCUUUCAACAAACAGAGGUACAAAGCUGUCACAGAUGCCUGUUCUCUUCAGCCAGAUAUUGACUUACUACCAUUUGGAGACCAAACUGAAAUUGGAGAGAGGGGUAUCAACCUGAGUGGAGGGCAGAGGCAGAGAAUCUGUGUGGCACGAGCUCUCUAUCAAAAUACCAACAUUGUCUUCUUGGAUGACCCAUUCUCUGCCCUGGACAUCCACUUGAGUGAUCACUUAAUGCAGGAAGGGAUUUUGAAAUUUCUCCAAGAUGACAAAAGGACACUCGUUCUGGUGACUCACAAGUUGCAGUAUCUGACACACGCUGACUGGAUCAUAGCUAUGAAAGAUGGCAGUGUACUAAGAGAAGGGACUUUGAAGGACAUUCAAACCAAAGAUGUUGAACUUUAUGAACACUGGAAAACACUUAUGAAUCGGCAAGAUCAAGAAUUAGAAAAGGAUAUGGAAGCUGAUCAAACAACAUUAGAGAGGAAAACUCUCCGAAGAGCCAUGUAUUCAAGAGAGGCCAAAGCCCAAAUGGAGGAUGAAGAUGAAGAGGAAGAAGAGGAGGAAGAUGAGGAUGAUAAUAUGUCCACUGUAAUGAGGCUCAGGACUAAAAUGCCAUGGAAAACUUGUUGGCGGUACCUCACUUCUGGAGGGUUCUUUCUGCUCUUCCUGAUGAUUUUCUCUAAGCUUUUGAAGCAUUCAGUCAUUGUAGCUAUAGACUACUGGCUAGCCACAUGGACAUCGGAGUACAAUAUAAACAACACUGGAAAAGCUGAUCAGACCUACUACGUGGCUGGAUUUAGCAUACUCUGCGGAGCAGGUAUUUUCCUUUGUCUUGUUACAUCUCUCACUGUAGAGUGGAUGGGUCUCACAGCUGCCAAAAAUCUUCACUACAAUCUUCUCAAUAAGAUAAUUCUUGGACCAAUAAGAUUCUUUGAUACAACACCCCUGGGAUUGAUUCUUAAUCGCUUUUCAGCUGAUACAAAUAUCAUUGAUCAGCACAUUCCUCCCACUUUGGAAUCUCUCACUCGUUCAACACUGCUCUGCCUGUCUGCCAUUGGGAUGAUUUCUUAUGCUACCCCUGUAUUCCUGGUUGCUCUUGUGCCCCUUGGGGUUGCCUUUUAUUUUAUCCAAAAAUAUUUCCGAGUGGCCUCUAAGGAUCUCCAGGAACUUGAUGAUAGUACCCAGCUCCCUCUGCUUUGCCACUUCUCAGAGACAGCUGAAGGACUCACCACUAUUCGGGCAUUUAGGCAUGAAACCAGAUUUAAGCAACGUAUGCUGGAACUGACAGACACAAACAACAUUGCCUACUUAUUUCUCUCAGCUGCCAACAGAUGGCUAGAGGUCAGGACGGAUUACCUUGGAGCUUGCAUUGUCCUCACUGCGUCUAUUGCAUCCAUUAGUGGCUCUUCCAAUUCUGGAUUGGUGGGCUUAGGCCUUCUGUACGCACUUACAAUAACCAAUUAUUUGAAUUGGGUUGUGAGGAACUUGGCUGACCUGGAGGUCCAGAUGGGUGCAGUGAAGAAAGUGAACAGUUUCUUGACUAUGGAGUCUGAAAACUAUGAAGGCACCAUGGAUCCUUCGCAAGUUCCAGAACAUUGGCCACAGGAAGGGGAGAUCAGGAUUCAUGAUCUGUGUGUCAGAUAUGAAAAUAAUUUGAAACCUGUCCUUAAACAUGUCAAGGCUUACAUCAAACCAGGGCAAAAGGUGGGCAUAUGUGGCCGCACUGGCAGUGGGAAGUCAUCAUUAUCUCUGGCUUUCUUCAGAAUGGUUGAUAUAUUUGAUGGAAAGAUUGUCAUUGAUGGAAUAGACAUUUCUAAACUACCACUGCACACACUACGUUCUAGACUUUCAAUCAUUCUGCAGGAUCCAAUACUAUUCAGUGGUUCUAUUAGAUUUAACUUAGAUCCAGAGUGCAAAUGCACUGAUGACAGACUCUGGGAAGCUUUAGAAAUUGCUCAGCUGAAGAAUUUGGUCAAAUCGCUACCGGGAGGUCUAGAUGCAGUUGUUACUGAAGGUGGAGAGAAUUUUAGCGUUGGACAGAGACAGCUGUUUUGCCUUGCUAGGGCCUUUGUCCGCAAGAGCAGCAUUCUUAUCAUGGAUGAAGCAACAGCUUCCAUCGACAUGGCCACCGAAAACAUUUUGCAGAAAGUGGUAAUGACGGCCUUUGCAGACCGCACAGUUGUUACAAUAGCUCAUCGCGUCUCUUCUAUUUUGGAUGCGGGCCUUGUUUUAGUCUUUUCUGAGGGUAUUUUAGUGGAGUGUGAUACUGUUGCAAACUUACUCGCCCACAAGAAUGGCCUCUUUACCACUUUGGUGAUGACGAACAAGUAGACCACCAUGAUCUACUCUGCCAAGUAUCUCAUUCUCUGGUAGUUAUCUUUAGUGGCCUCCUCUCAGGAAUGCGAAGCUAAUACUGGGAUUAAAAGGGUGGCUUUGGGUGAAGGAACUCACCACAGAGUACUAUCACACAAAUUAGUUCAACAAGGUGCUUGGGUUACAUUCAGUACCCAAUGAGGCACAUGCGAAUGUUUUCCAAGGUAUGAAUGCAAGAGAAAGUAAUUGUGAGAGCCUGCAAACCUGAUUGCCUACUCUAAGGAACAAUGCCACAAUUACUUGAGGAUGUUUUUUAGGUAUCUUUAAAUGCCUUACCAGCCUUGAAGACUGCAUUGCUUAAUUAAAAAAAAGAAAAAAAGACUUAAGUUUAACUGCUGAGUAAUGGGAGUUGUGUGUGGAGUGCUUGCUUGGUAUUCCCUUUUCUGUGAAUGAUGAGUGGGAGAAAGAGCACCCAUCGAAGUACAGCUUUUUCAGAGUGGGACAAAAUACUUCCCCAUUAGACCCACCUGCUGCACACUGUGCCUAAGUAAAGAAAAACCCAUUUCCUCCCAGUUUCUCAGUGAGUGCCCUGGUUCCUUCUGCCCUGGGGGAGAGCUUGAGCAAUGCAAUCACACGGAAAUGUUGAUGAUUUCAUAGGUGAGAGAAUUGGCUAACUUGAAAAAUAGUUCUUUAACAUAUUCAAAAAUUUUCACACUGGAGUAGAUAGGGAGAUAUUUUGGGGGAGACGUCACCUUUCUGUUUCCCCUAAAUUAAAAAAAAAAAAAAAAAACAUUAAAAAGGCAGACCCUUAAUUACUAAAAUUCUUGUCUUCUCCACUCUGCAUGAAGCAUUCCAUUGUUGUGCAGUCCUAUUUAGUCUACACUUGGGAGAUUAAAAAAUUACUUGAGCAUAAUUUGCACUUUUAACCAAAAAAUAACACUCUCUUACCAGAUUUGUGUUAUGCCUUCACUGAAUACUUCAUAAAUUUACGUAUCUUUACCCAAUCUUCGUUUCAAGACCAUGGGUUUGGUUUUUUUAGUUAGUGUCAAA
Molecule: messenger RNA, 5814 nt
Organism: Loxodonta africana (African savanna elephant)
Lineage: Eukaryota; Metazoa; Chordata; Mammalia; Proboscidea; Elephantidae
Gene: ABCC9
Product: ATP binding cassette subfamily C member 9
Exons: 38
Coding region: 133-4782 (1549 amino acids)
Biological process (GO): transmembrane transport; potassium ion transport
Cellular component (GO): membrane
Molecular function (GO): ABC-type transporter activity; ATP hydrolysis activity; sulfonylurea receptor activity
Source: RefSeq, a predicted model, not a curated record